Molecule: messenger RNA, 525 nt
Organism: Ambispora gerdemannii
Lineage: Eukaryota; Fungi; Glomeromycota; Glomeromycetes; Archaeosporales; Ambisporaceae
Source: the annotation of a GenBank genome assembly
AUGCAUAUAAAAUAUCGAUCGAGCCAGAAACCCGAAAAAAAAGUAGUUAUUGUCGUAUCACGAUUACUAUCACGCACAUCGCCCACACAUUCGGUAUUCCAACAACAAAAACAAAAUAAACCCAAAAGAAAAUUUUUUAAACAUCUUCGAAAACCGCCAUCUUUCGAUACUUAUUUGCUACGUCGUUCCGAUUCCACAACUUCAUGUGACAGCAACAUUUCAACGUCAAAUAAUAUUUUAAAUGGAUCAGGAGAGUUUUUGCCAUACACAAAAAAUCCGCGUGCUAGUUUUGGAAAUAGUCGACGUGAUUCGUCGUCAUCUUUAUCUUCCUUUUCUUCUAUAUCUUCCUCCUCUUCGAAUUUUCUUAAAUUUUCUAGUAUUUUAGAGACAUCGUCGACUCAUACCGAUGAAUAUGAUGAUGACUGCGAUUCUUGUGCUGAGAAUAGUGAAGAAGAAGAAUUUCUUUUUAUGAGUGCAUUUGAUUCUUCACAAACAGAGUAUCGAUCCAGUCAUAGCAGUUACUGA